Molecule: messenger RNA, 1365 nt
Organism: Cercospora beticola
Lineage: Eukaryota; Fungi; Ascomycota; Dothideomycetes; Mycosphaerellales; Mycosphaerellaceae
Source: RefSeq, a predicted model, not a curated record
AUGGCGUCGAACUUGUAUAUGACCAAAUCUCUCGGCAAAGAAUGGCUUCCAUCGCCGGUUCGAGGAAGUCGCUUCGCCAACCAUGACAGCCACGAUGGUCCAUGGUCACCACUCAAAAGCCCCAAAGUCAGGUCUGCACCUCGAUACGAAGCGCCCAAGACCUGGAAAAGCAGCAGCAGAUACAGUCGCUGGCGAAGAUGGACUCGACCUUAUGAACGCAUUCUCCUCGCCUCCAUUAUUCUUCUGAUGUUCUGGACCUUCCACGGCGACCUCCAACAACGAAUCUCGAACUUCCAACACAACCUUCAUGCCCUUCUGCACUCGUCUGAAGGCUCGAACCAGCAUCUCCAACACUCAGAAGACCCCACUUGGUCUCAAUACGCCUACCACUUCCACGCCCACGACCCUUCCACCCUCUGCUCUGCCCUCAUCCAUCUCCAAACCCUUCAACGCCUCUCCUCCAAACCCACUCGCCUUCUAACUUACCCCUCAACAUGGACAACUUCUUCCGCUCCUCUUCAAACCAAUAUCCUUCGCCUCCUGCAACGCGCAGAGAAAGACUUCCACGCAAUGCUCCAGCCCGUCGACAUUCCCACAUCAACCUAUGAAGACAGCAAAGCCAGUGCCGAAUACUCCAAAUUCCUCCCUUUCAACCAAAGUCAAUAUACCCGCAUCGCCCACCUCCACCCCAAAUCAACAAUUCUCUCUCAGUCUCUAGACGACAUCUUCCUCUUCUCCUCAGCAGAUAUUGCAAUGCCGCGCAAAUACUGGCUACAAGGCUCCGACUCGAAUCUCCUCUCCGAUCUGUUGCUAUUGGUUCAACCCGACCAACUUCUAUUCGAAAGAUUAGUCAACCUCUUCGUUGCUGAAGAUGCAAGUGAAACUGGAAAUAAUGUUCUAUCGACUACUCAACCACAACCUCGAAGAACAUUCAUGUCCACACUUGUCAAACUGGUCGAGGAAGCAACGUUUCUGCCGCAUAGGGAAUAUUUGUUAAGAGAUGGGGAGUUCUUCCGAUCGGGAGAUCAUGCGGCAUAUCUGGGUACGGAGGAAGAGGUCUGGGAUCCGAUGAAGGUGAUUGACGAGGCAAAGUUCGUUGUGUUCGACGAUGAGGAUGGUGGCGAAGGAAUGGGGACGAGACAAGGAGGUUCCCCAGAUUGUGGAAGUCGGAAUGGGGAGCUGAGGACACCAGGUGGAGCAGCGACUUGCGCAGAAAAGGAGAUCUGGAAGCGGUUGGUCAGAGAUCGGAGAGAUAGAAAGAUGGCUCUUUGCGGCGUGGAGUUGGCGGAAGAGGAUGGUGAGCGUGGUGCGGAUCAGGAUCCAGAAGCGUUGGAAGGUAAGAAAUUAGUUAUAAUUGAAGCGUGA